Molecule: messenger RNA, 3493 nt
Organism: Aedes aegypti (yellow fever mosquito)
Lineage: Eukaryota; Metazoa; Arthropoda; Insecta; Diptera; Culicidae
Product: frizzled
Exons: 5
Coding region: 813-2564 (583 amino acids)
Biological process (GO): canonical Wnt signaling pathway; non-canonical Wnt signaling pathway
Cellular component (GO): plasma membrane
Molecular function (GO): Wnt-protein binding; Wnt receptor activity
Source: RefSeq, a predicted model, not a curated record
CGGGGCCAUUCUUCAGUCGCACUUCGGACGGCGUCUGGUUCGGAUCAAUUUUGUUAUGCGUGGUGUGGUGUAACUGUGAGCGUCGCGUUAUCUUCUGUUCGCGCUUCGUCGCCGUCUCUCACGUAUCUGGUAUGGGGAUAAUACAUGGCAGCUUUGAAUGAGGCAUAAUUUGCAAAUUAUGCUUCCAACACCGUCCUGCCAGCGGUAGUGGUUGUGCAUUUCCGCCGCGUCUCAGAAGGAUUGCGCGUUUGAAGAGAGUGGAGAAAUUUGGGUUUUGGAAGAGGGGUGGCGAAGAGAAAGUAGUCCUUGUGGUGUUGAUUGAGCGGAUUGAGGUUUGUGCCGGGCCGGGUCGUAAUCCGAUGAAAUACGGAAUAAAGUGCGAAGAAGCUUAACGGAAUUGGCAAACGGGGAAAUAUGUGACGAAGAAGCUGGAUUCUGAAGAAAUAUUGUACUCAAUUGGCUCGAAUCUGGUGCGAAAGGGGGAAGAGCACUUACUGGUUUGCGAAAAUUUGGAAAUUCAAGUGCUGAAUAGAGUGGCGUUGGUGGCUGAGAGGCGAUAAAACGGCAAAAGUCGGAACGGUAUUGAUGUUCAUGACAGGAUAACUGGAGGAAGAGCUGCAAGAAGAAAAAUGUGCGCUGCAGCAGAAGGAUGCGUCUGGUGUGUUGUUUAUGGCUUGCGAUUAUUACCCUUCUUCAAGUGAAGUAAUAUGCGAGUAUGAAAGAGAAGCGUUUGUUCAGAGGGCUAUUGAGCGAAGAAUAUAAUGAAGCUAGUAAAAACAAGUGAAGGAGAGUUAAUAAAGAGGGUGUAAAGAAUGAGUAAAAUGGCAAACGUGUAUUCAGUGCUAAGUUCCAUUGUCCUGGUGUUGGGUUAUGCAAAUGUUGGAUUUACCAUACAACAGCCGCCGCAGGAUGCAUAUGGCACACAGGAGAUGUCCGGCCUUAGUCCGGACGAGUUUCAGCACCACAAUCGCUGCGAACCGAUCACAAUUCCCUUUUGCACGGACAUUCAGUACAACAAAACCAUCAUGCCGAAUCUUCUGGGGCACGCCAAGCAGGAGGAGGCAGCUCUUGAGGUUCACCAGUUUAUCCCGCUGGUCAAAAUCGACUGCAGUCCAGAUCUGAAGUUUUUCCUCUGCUCUCUGUAUGCCCCGGUUUGUACGAUACUGAACUACCCGAUUCCUCCGUGCCGGAGUCUGUGCGAAAGUGCCCGCGUCUGUGAAAGCAUCAUGCGGACUUUCGAUUUCCAGUGGCCGGAAAAUCUCGAGUGCACCAAGUUCCCGGUCGAUGGAAAGGAACUAUGCGUAUCACAGAACAAUUCAUCCGAGAGUACGCCAAUUCCGCCGAGUGCGGUGCACACAACCAAGCCCCAGGUCCCACGGCGGAACACGGCACCCAACGUGCCUCACCGGGAUCUGGGCUUUAUCUGUCCGGUUCAGUUGAAAGCACCGACGAUAAUGGGCUAUCAACUGACGGUCGGAGGAAAGGUCACCAAAGACUGCGGCGCGCCGUGCAACUCGAUGUUCUUCUCCGAGAGCGAACGAACCGUGCUCAAGUACUGGGUUGGCUCGUGGGCUGCCGUCUGCGUGGCAAGCUGUCUGUUUACGGUGCUCACGUUUCUGAUCGAUUCUUCGCGCUUUCGCUAUCCGGAGCGGCCGAUCGUGUUCCUGGCGAUCUGUUAUCUGAUUGUGGGCUGUGCGUACGUGGCCGGACUGGGGGCCGGUGAUUCGGUAGCGUGCCGGGAGCCGUUCCAACCGCACAUCAAACUGGGCCGGAUGCAGAUGCUGGCGACCAUCACGCAGGGCCACCGUCAGUCAACGUCCUGCACCGUGCUCUUCAUGGCCCUGUACUUCUGCUGCAUGGCCGCGUUCGCCUGGUGGGCCUGUCUGGCACUGGCCUGGUUCCUCGCCGCCGGCCUCAAGUGGGGUCACGAAGCCAUCGAGAACCGGUCCCAUCUGUUCCAUUUGGUGGCGUGGGCCAUUCCGGCCGUGCAGACCAUCUUUGUGCUCGCACUCGGCAAGGUGGAAGGUGACGUCCUGUCAGGGGUGUGCUUCGUUGGCCAGCUGGACACUCACUCGUUGGCCAUGUUCCUGUUGAUUCCGCUGUGCAUUUACCUUUCGCUGGGAGCGAUAUUCCUGCUGGCCGGGUUCGUGUCCCUGUUCCGCAUUCGGACGGUCAUGAAGCACGAUGGAACUCGAACGGACAAACUGGAACGACUGAUGCUGCGGAUUGGAUUCUUCAGUGGAUUGUUCAUCCUGCCGGCGCUUGGGUACUUGGGCUGUCUGUUCUACGAGUACUACAACUUUGACGACUGGAUGAUCCAGUGGAAUCGGGCAAUGUGCAAAAUAUUUUCGAUUCCCUGCCCGGCCACCAAGUAUAACAGCAACAUGGUUCCGGAGGAGGAGAAACCAAUUUUCCACAUCUACAUGGCGAAGUACGUGUGCUCGAUGUUGGUCGGGGUGACGUCGAGCGUUUGGUUGUGGUCCGGUAAAACGGUGGUCAGUUGGAGACAGUUUGCCGAGCGGCUGCAAGGAAAGGACGCUCGGAGCCGUGGAGCUUACGUUUAGUAGAGGAGGAGGCGAUAUGAAGGGAAGGUACAAGGUACAUCGUUCUAGCGAUCCCUCCAACAACCAGAAUCGGAGCAAGAUUUCUAUUCACAUAGUAUACUCACCGUAACACCUGUUUUCGCGAACCGUUUGAGAGUUUAUGAGUGUGUAAGCUUUAUGGAUGACCGCUAAAACCAAUGGGAAGGAAAACGAAAAAAAGCGACUCAUGCUCUCCCCUUAGCGAUAUUCAUGAAUUUUGGCGAAAAAAACGAGAUUUUAACUGAACUAAACCAGAAAACGAAUAAUCAAAAUGUAGUAUAUUAAGUCUCGACAACUGCAUAGUAGUCACGCAACCGCAUCCUGUAAAAAGUAGAACUAUCUUUAGAGCUUUGUUCAAAUUCCCACAUUUGAAUGAACGUUGCCAAAUAUGUAGAGAAACUCAACAAUUUUCUGUUGACACCCAUGUAAUCUAGUUUGUACGACUGUUAUAACUACACUUAGUUCGUUUAAGUUCCAGUCCUCUUAGUCAACAAGCUACUUAAGUGAUUUACUUACUCUGCGUAAGAAAACCUGUUUGUUUGAUACUUUGUAAAUCUCAGUUAAGGUUUUACUGCUAGCAAAUAAGAGUAUUUCGUUUCCCUAGUUAAGAUGAUCGAAUUGUGUCAUAUUAUUAGACUACGUCAAUCGGAGCGAGAAAUAAACGUCAAUAGAUAUUUCCUUUCCACACAUGUUGAAAAGUGAUUGAACAAUAGUAGUGUCUGUAAUUAUCGAAAAAAAUGUCGUGUAGGAAACUCAUUUCAUACGCUCUAGUAGAUGAAUAUAAAUCUGUAUUUUAUUCGGAUCGAAUGAAAUACCGAAAUUAUACACAUCGUUGGUAUUAGUCGUAACGUUAAUUGGCAGAAGAAAAACGCAAGACUUUAAUAAAGAAUACUGAAUAAAUCAUACAAAUA